CAUCCUCCCUGCUUUCCGAGCUGCCGUCGCGGGAGUGUGCACUUGACGUGCCCGCGGUGCUGGGGCGCAGCGCGAGAUGGAGGCGGAGGGUGCCCAGCGUCCCCGGGAGCGGCGCGGCAAGGCCGCGGCUCAGAGGCCGGAGCAGAACCAUGUGCAGCCGCAGUCCGGCACCAACGGGCUUCCCAAGCAGUCCUACUGGCUGGACCUCUGGCUCUUCAUCCUCCUAGACCUGGUGCUGUUCUUCUUCGUAUACCUUUUGCCCUGAUUGGUUUGCUGAUAUCCCAGGAAGUUGACUUCUGGAGUGAAUUCUGAUGACAGCUACAAAUUUCUUGAAUAAAGAAGAUAUUCUGUGGCAGCAGAAUUUCCAACUUCUUCCUCACAUUUAACACAUUAACUUAUUGGAAAACGAUCUAUAAGUAGUGAUCAUACUUCCGGAUAACUUAGAACUAGGUCCAUUGGCUCAUCUAUAAAAACUUUGCAAACAUCUCAUGUCUUUAUAAAGACUGGAUAUAAAAGUAUUUGUGCUUAAAUGUUUAGUAAAUCAAGAAAUAUUUUAAAUUUUUUUAACAUUUCAAAGGUUGGUCAUUUUUGAUACAAAAUAUAUGGUAUAUAAUGAGGUGAGGUACUUAAACAUUCAAAAGAAACUUGGAAGAGAUUUUGAAAAUUUGUGUGAAAUAUUCUUAGAUUGCUGUCUUU
Molecule: messenger RNA, 696 nt
Organism: Octodon degus (degu)
Lineage: Eukaryota; Metazoa; Chordata; Mammalia; Rodentia; Octodontidae
Gene: Arln
Product: chromosome unknown C4orf3 homolog
Exons: 1
Coding region: 77-265 (62 amino acids)
Source: RefSeq, a predicted model, not a curated record